AUGCUCGGCAGCUUUUGGCAUCCGGGUCCACCCCUUGUCUACGUGCAGACUUCGCACCCUGUUUUGAGUCAUCAGCGGGAGCCAGGCGGCAAACAUGUGCCGUCACGACUUGCUACAGUCGGGGCCUGCGGCGGCUUUUUGGCUAGGUUGUUGCUGAGACGCAGCAGGAGCGAGAUGAUAUGCAGGUCAGCCAGGGGUGAAAAAAAAGGUUUGGACAAAGUGAGCACCAGACAGCAGAGCAUGCUCGAUCGACUGCAGGAUCACGCAGCGGCCCUGGGUGGCAAGUGCAUGGCGAUCGGGUACAAGAACUGUAUGACGAAAGUCCCGUGGCAUUGCCAACAUGGCCACACCUGGGAUGCAACUCCAGUCAGCGUGCUGAAUGCAAAGACCUGGUGUCCCGAGUGUGCCAGAAACAGGCGGCGGAUCCCGUUGCAACGACUCCAAGAUCACGCGAAAACACGAGGUGGACGGUGUUUGUCAACGAGCAAGUACAACAGGUCCAAAGGCAAGGUCACAUGGCAGUGCAAGCUGGGACACAACUGGAAGGCCACCCCGAACAUGGUGCUUCACAGACGGACCUGGUGCCCUGCUUGCUCCCGCAAAGGGCGAACUUGGAAAAAGCGCAGCUUGAAGGACUUGCAGGGGCAUGCUGCUUCCCUCGGUGGCCGUUGCCUCGCAACUACUUAUGAGGGUAUGCUGGCUCCGGUGUUGUGGCAGUGCCGCAGAGGUCACACUUGGCAGGCGCGCCCCCACAAUGUCCUCAACAUGAAGGGUUGGUGUCCAGCUUGUGCAAGGAAUGCUCCGUUGGACCUACGUCGACUGCAGGAGCAUGCCAAGAGUCGGGGUGGCGAAUGCUUGGCCAGGAAAUAUGUCAAUAGCUAUUCGAAGGUGACCUGGAAGUGCGAGCACGGCCAUACUUGGCAGGCAAGACCCAACCAUGUUUUAAAUUCGGGGGUGUGGUGUCCCCACUGCAGGAAGAUUGGAUUGGCGCGUCUGCAGGCCCAUGCUACAUCGCUAGGCGGAAGGUGUCUAGCCAAAUCGUACAAGAGUUACAAGAUGAAGCUGUUGUGGGAAUGCCAGGAGGGACACACAUGGAAUGCCACUGCCCAGAGCGUGUUGCAUCAGAAGACGUGGUGCCCACAGUGUGCGGCCAGCAACUGGCGAACAGAAGCGGAGGUCCGCAGGAUCCUCGAGACCAUUUUCCAUCCGGCUAUGUUUCCCUCCUGUUACCCGUCUUUCCUGGAAGGCUUGCAGUUGGAUGGAUACUGCCCUGAUUUGUUCUUGGCUUUCGAGUACCAGGGAGAGCAGCACUACGAUCCCGAGAACUAUUUUCAUUUCGGUGAUCCUUCCAACUUCCGUGCCCAGAGGGAAAGGGAUGCUAGGAAGGUCGAGCUUUGCAGGGAUGCCGGGGUGCGGCUCUUGAUCAUCCCAUGCUUCGUGAACGACAAGAGGACCUUUGUGCUGACGAUGUUGCUGCGGUGGUUUGCUUGGGGUCGACUUGCGACGCUGGAGCUGCCAAGCAGAUGA
This is a messenger RNA of Symbiodinium sp. CCMP2592, 1527 nucleotides long. The record is from the annotation of a GenBank genome assembly. NCBI's taxonomy places the organism in Eukaryota, Dinophyceae, Suessiales, Symbiodiniaceae.